This is a messenger RNA of Cyclospora cayetanensis, 918 nucleotides long. RefSeq lists its product as uncharacterized. NCBI's taxonomy places the organism in Eukaryota, Apicomplexa, Conoidasida, Eucoccidiorida, Eimeriidae. The transcript has a single exon. Bases 1 to 918 code for a protein of 305 amino acids. The record is from RefSeq and is a predicted model, not a curated record.
AUGGUUCGCCGUCGGAGGGGCUCCUCUGGGACCUCAGAUGAGUGCCUCGACAAGCACGGCAGCGGCUUCAGGUCGCCCGCGCAUACCCGGAGAUCUUCCCCUGAGUACACCCCGACGGUACACCCCGUGAAGCGGGCCCUAAAGGCCCUCAAGCAGCAGUCAACUGAUGAUUCCAGUUCAGAUUCUUCGUCUAUUUCUUCUUCUGCCUCUCGGCGGCGAGGCAGAGCAAAGAAGAAGUCAAGAAAAAAUAGGCACGGAAGGAGCAGGUCCCGCUCGCCCUCGUCCGACGAAUUGACCGCCCGACGCCACAUCACAAAAAAGAAAAAAACAGAGAAGAAAUCGAAAAGCUCGAAGAAUAAACAUAAGCGCCACCACCCAUCCUCUUCUAAAGGGGCUGCAUUUGCCGCUCCAGCAACAGCAGUGCAGGGUAGGGUGGUAGGAGGCGCCACCAACCCCGGAGGCGCUUCAACAGCAGAGACCGAUGAACCGAUUGUCAUCUUCGACAGGGUAUCUCGGGUGUUUACGGCUGACGCUCGCAGCGCCAGGGAGGACGUAGGGCCUCCCUUGGGGGCCCCCACCAACAACCAACCGCAAUCCCGGGAGCUCGCUAACUAUCGGAAGGCAUUCGGACUCUCGUGUGGAAAUUACGCAUUCGUUUCAGAUACCGCGGCACUACCGGCUGCUGCUUCCAACGCUGCAUUGGCAGCAGCAGCGGUGGCCAGUGCUGCAGGGGCCCCCGGGGGGCCUCUUCUUACCAGCUCCCUAGACAGCACAAGGGAAAAGGGAGGCGAUAGAGAGGGAAACCGCGUUACCCCCAAAACUCACCCACACCUAUACUGGAGCUGCUGGAAAUGCAGCGCCCUUAAUUUUAAGACGCGACAUCAGUGCCACAAGUGUAACCGCUUAUUUCAGCGGUAG